Parastagonospora nodorum SN15 is the source of this 411-nucleotide messenger RNA. RefSeq lists its product as hypothetical. Gene Ontology annotation, molecular function: nitronate monooxygenase activity. The transcript has 2 exons. The record is from RefSeq and is a predicted model, not a curated record. NCBI's taxonomy places the organism in Eukaryota, Fungi, Ascomycota, Dothideomycetes, Pleosporales, Phaeosphaeriaceae. Bases 1 to 411 code for a protein of 136 amino acids.
AUGUCGCCUCCACCGCCCCUCAGCACGCCAUUAACCGCACUCCUCAACAUCCAACACCCCAUCAUGCUGGCGGGUAUGGACCAAGUAGCCGGCCCCGAACUCGCAGCAGCUGUAACGAACGCUGGGGGUUUUGGCACGCUGGGUGGCGCGAGGUAUACGCCGAAAAUGCUGCGGGAAAUGAUCGCGGAGAUGAAAGGGUUGUUGAAGGAUAAGAAUGCGCCAUUUGGUGUGGAUUUGCUAAUUCCGGCUGUUGGUGGGACAGCGAGGAAGACUAACUACGACUACACCGGCGGAAACCUCGGUGUACUCCUCGACAUAGUCAUCGAAGCCGGUGCGAAACUCUUCGUUUCAGCAGUUGGUAUCCCACCACAAUGGGCCAUCGACAAACUCCACAAAGCUGGGGUGUUAUAG